Wasmannia auropunctata (little fire ant) is the source of this 2091-nucleotide messenger RNA. RefSeq lists its product as uncharacterized. Bases 217 to 588 code for a protein of 123 amino acids. The record is from RefSeq and is a predicted model, not a curated record. The transcript has 3 exons. Lineage: Eukaryota; Metazoa; Arthropoda; Insecta; Hymenoptera; Formicidae.
CCGCCGGCCGGGCCGGAGUCGCUCGGGUCUCGGGCGAAUCAGUGCGCGUUUCCCUCUGCCAUUUGCGCGUCGGUACGCGGCAGCGGUGUUACCGGAAUCUCCGACGUGUGCUUACCGGUGCGUAGAAGACGCGUAACCGCCGUGUCGGUUGAGGUGUGCUUUCACGAGUUCGUGUGCAGUAACGUGCGUGGAUUUCUCACGAUCAAAUCGAUCGGUAUGGCGGACACGGAGGUCAAGGAAACAAAAGUCACUACUCCUCAGAAGAAGGUAGUGGAAGAGGAGAAGGUGGUGGUACAGGAGGAAAUUGACGAAGAUUCGAAAGCAUCUGAAAAUGGAGAUACGAAGGAAACCAAAGAGAAUGGCUCGAGCGAGGAGAAGGAGACUGAUGAGAAAGAAGCAGAAUCUACAGAGAAUGGAGACUCGACAGAUGCUCCAGCCGACAGUUGCUGCGUAAAGAGGAAAUCAACGGCCGCAGCCGAUGCAGCCGAGGACGCACAGGACGGCGCGAGUCCCGAAAAGAAGUCGAGACUCGAGGAGAAGUGCGCCGAGGCUGAGAAUAACGGCGACGCGGAGGAGGCCACGGCCUAAUAUUCUCUUAUGUUUAUUAUUGACAGACAGACCUAAUCUAUAGAUGCAAUUUUAACUACCGAGUGUGAAGCCAGGGCAGAUCAUCUGUGCAUUUUCAGAGAGAAGAUGGCGAGCAUAAAAAAAAGAAGAAAAAAAAACAGAAAAUGGAACAUUUUGACGUUUAUUGCAUUAAGAACUUUCUGUGUUCAGGAUGAUUGUGUGUGUCUCCCAUAAUAUUUCUUGCAAUUGUUAAUUGGCAAUAGCGACACGAAUAUUUCCGAUAUUUUUUGAGAAAAUAUCGCAGUUAUUACAUUUAAAUGUAAUGUAAAGCAUAAACAAAUCGUGUUCUCUGUACUGGCAUCCACGUUGCAUACAUAUUAUAUAUUCACUUAGCGUUAGACUCCUAAGGUAAGGAAAUAUACCGAUAAUGUUUAGAAAUAAUAUAUUUCUAAUUCAUCAAAACAAAAUCGACGGUGCGCGGUGUCUGGAAAAUGGGUACGUUUGUGCAACAUAAUAUUUCCACCUUGCUAGUCCUCAUUGUUUCCGACGCACGGACACACAUUGUAUCUUAUACCUUAUAGAUGACACAUACACACCUUGGACUAUACAUCGGAGAUAGAAUACGGAUAUUUUUCUGCGAAUCAAAAUACAUUCCCGAAAAUAGAUCGUCUUGUAACGUUAUGACUGUUCGCCGACGAAAAAACUUAUAAGAGAGCGCCAUUUCUACAGUUAACAUGCGUGUUUCACAAUUGUUUUAUUUAUGUAAACUGUAAUUUUUGCAGAAAGUAAUCCGAAAACGUUUAUCUAGAGUUUAGAUAAAUUAAUAACGCGCUAAAUUCUACUAACACGCUGGUAUGUGUUUACGAAGGAAUCUUUUUUUCUUUUUUUUCUUUUUUUUUUUUCAAAUGACUGAGAAAAAAGAGCAAUGUUCAACACUGAACGAAUGCAUCAUAUGAUUUCGUGUUGAAACUAAUUCAUGGUUUUUAAAAAAUUGAAAUGAAACUUUCUUUUGUUUUUAUUCUAAUUGCACAAGGCACAUUAUACAUGUAAUUUACCUCGGUUUUCACAUGUACCUAUGUAUGUAUAGAAACGCUGAGUGAAAAAUGAUUUAUUUUGAAUUUUGCUAAUGAUGUAUAAAACAAGUAUAUUAAUGACAGUCAUUCAAUAAGAAAGAUAUUGCGGUUGACACAGAGCCAAAAGAUUAUGAUUCUUAAAAUUUCGUUUGAUGUAAUUAAUCUAAAUUGAUUACUAAUUUGCAUGUUAUUUCAAAAUUAUUAAAUGAUUGUCAUAUGUAAGUCAUCGUUUCUCUUAGUUUCUCUUAGUAAUGCGUUAGCUUCAAAAAGAACCCAUAUCUUAUAUUUCGGUGACAAUGUGACAAUAGUUCGUAUAAUUUUCAAUGUCAUUGUUUUGCUUCGUAUGUAAUAAAUAUAACUGUCAAUCAGUAAGGGUAAUAACAUGUAUGUUUAAGAUUUAAAAUGGUAAAAUGUGUUCAACAGCUAAUACAAAUAAAGAUGGUUCUCUAUA